This is a messenger RNA of Esox lucius (northern pike), 8643 nucleotides long. RefSeq names its product maestro heat-like repeat family member 1 (gene mroh1). The transcript has 43 exons. The record is from RefSeq and is a predicted model, not a curated record. The coding region runs from base 1333 to 6330 and encodes 1665 amino acids. Lineage: Eukaryota; Metazoa; Chordata; Actinopteri; Esociformes; Esocidae. Gene Ontology annotation, cellular component: cytoplasm.
ACCGUUUUUAAUGGCGUGGGCUUCCCCAGGUUAUUUAUUUAAUUUCAAAAUAAACAUUUGGAUCUAAUCCUUAAAAAAAAGAGAACCCGUAAUCUGUAUCUUACUUUUUGUUGUUAGAAAUGUCUUUAUUUUUACGCCCUACCUAUCCCAUUGUCUGUAGUUAAAGAGGAACUACUGCUCAUUUUGAAAAUGUCCCUCGACACACCGGUCUUUAGUGUUGGACAGAUUGAAGUGUUCACCUGUGUCAGUCACAGAGAGUGAGGUAGCGCAACGGCUUGUCCCUACAUUACAAGGUUAUACACAUCUUGAUAAUGGUUUUUGAUUUCACAUCUACAUUUCAUGAAAUGCAUUUCUGCUUGGUCGGUAACAGUCUGACCUUUUCAUUCUAAUCUCUGCCAAGCCAUGGAGCGUACAAGAGUUUGGCUAUGCUGUAACCCGCUCGUCUGCAACAACGGAAAGCUAGCAGGUGUGAGCUCUGAAAAUCCACAGGACCCAAAAAAAUAAAACCCAGGCUCAAACUGGAAUGAAUGUUUCAUAUCUCAGCCUUGUAAUGCACAUGGCACAGAUUUCACUAUCACUGAUCAGAAGGGCAUAUUGAACCCGAGUUACAAACUGACGCCUCCCUCCGUGACGAGCUCAGCACAUUGUACGCUGGCUUCAAGCCGGAGGGUGCAGAAGCCAGGAAGGCUCUCGCCGCUCUGGACCAUCAAGGGUUCCUGCUCCUAAAAUGUUACUUUCUGACUGGCAGUCCUCCGGCUGUGUGGAUUGGCAACGGCAACAUUCUCGUCAGUGACUUUUAACAGUGGGGCUUUACUCCCUGUCCCACCAUGGCGGCACGGCUCUGCACCAACAGCGUGUGGUUUUCGGGCCCUUAAACCAACAACAAGGUGUCAACCACAGGGAGGAUCGAAGCCAACUGGCGUUGCAGAUCUAGGAUAACAACCUCACCCUCCGUGUCGGCAAAGCAAAGGGGAUUGUUGACUUCAGGAAGCGGAGGCGGAAACGUGCCCCAGUCCACGUCACUGGAUUGCUUUCCACAACAAGACAAACCAUGUUUAACACGUCCAUUAUUCUGGUAGUCAAAAGAACAGGCAAAGUGCCCAAGUAAAAGCACAAGGUGGCAAAAGGACAAGCUUCUGAAGCUAAGAGAUGUUUGUGUCCAUCACUUCCGCUACGGGUGUCGCAACACUAGAAAAGGACAUCAACAAAGAAUGAAAAAACUAGUACUGAAGUGACACCUCGAAGAGAGCCGGCUGUCCUGAGGAACUUUACACAUUAUCCUAUAUAAAGUGCACAGUGUAAUUCUGCCCGUUUUGUUUCUUAAAAUGCGUUAUGGAUGUGAACUUGCCAAACGAGGUGACCCUGGCCCUGCUAGAUGCUGCCAACGACAGGGACUCGGUGGUGCAGGAGCAAGUCCGGAAGUCCAUCCUAACCCUGGGGAAGCAGCAGCCUAACAAGGUCCUGUCCAUGUGUCAGGACUACCUGGUCAAACACCCCAAGCUUGUCAUUGGGCACAGAGUUCUCAUACUCCAGACGAUUGAGUUGGUUGUGAAGACCAAGAUAGACGAUAUAAGCUACCCAAAAAUCAAAAGUGUUAUUUCUUUGGCCUCUGAUGAAAUGACCCGGUCAAAGGAAGUUGUCCCUGAUUGGCAACAGGCAGCCAGUAAUAUUUUGGUUGCUGUGGGAAACAAGCAUAUCAACGACAUCAUGGAGGAAAUCCUCAGCAAGUUCCAGCCAGGCGUCCUGCCUCAUUUUUUUGUGGUCCAAACAUUAGCAAGCCUCUCUGAUUCCAAUGUGUAUGGUAUGGUGCCCUUCCUCAAUGCCAUCUUGGGGACAAUGCUGCCAAUGUUGGGCAUGGCCAAGCAGGACAACAUGAAGUGGGUCUUCUCCUCUGCUCUGUCCCACUUCAGCGAGAGCAUCCUGGAGUACCUAGCCAACCUGGAUAAAGCUCCUGACCCCACCGUGAGAAAAGACACCUUCUCCAGUGAAAUCUAUGCCGCAUACGACAUCCUAUUCUGCAGCUGGCUUCAGAGCAGGGAACCCAAGCUGCGACUAACGGUAGCAGCAGCAGUGGGAUCCAUGAGUCAUCUGAUGGCCCAUGAUAAACUGGAGGAGCAGCUUCCCAAGCUCAUUCCCACAAUCAUAUCCCUGUAUAAGAAGAACACUGAGCAUUACGUAAUUAGCAAGAGCCUGUGCCAAGUUCUAGAUGCUUCUGUGAACAUGGGAAGCCGGGUUCUGGAGACUCAGAUUGACAGCCUUCUUACAACUCUGCAUCAACAGGUCUGUGCCCCUGUUGACUACAGUAACCCGCCUACAGUUAAAAAUCACAAUGAGGUAUUGAGAUGCUUCAGCAUUCUAGCCAACACCUUCCCGGACCGGCUGAUCGUGUUUGUGCUUCAGAAACUGGAGAACAGUAACGAAAGGAACCGCAUGGGUUCUCUGGCAGUUCUCCGACACCUCAUCAACUCCUCCGCUUCCAUCAUGGAGACCAAGAAGCUUCUCAUCCUGGCCAGCAUCCGGCAGCCAUUGGCUGACCACAGCAAUAAGGUUAAACAGAGGAUUGUCCAAGUGAUAAGUGCCAUGGCACACCAUGGUUACCUGGAGCUAGAGGGAGGAGACCUGCUAGUGAAGUUCAUCAUCCAGCACUGUGCUCUCCCCGACACCUACUAUCGCCCAGGCCAGCGACCCACUGACCCGGAGGAGGUGACCAAUGAGGCGCUGCGGAGCAUGUGUGACAACACACUCCACCUCUUCACUACCACGGUUGGACGCCUGACCGAUGUCCUAUGGCCCAUGCUGCUGUUCUACCUGACCCCAGGUCAGUACUCCAAUGCCACCACGCCGCUCUGUAAGAGCCUAAUCCUGCUGGCCACCAAGAAAAGAGACGCCCAGGAGCCCAACUUCUACAUCGACUUCAAUGAGCAAGUUAAUCUUCCCUCUCCUCACAUCCUGAUGACCCGGCUCUUGGUUAAUGGUUCGUUCCCAUUCAAGAGUCGCGGUCACGGUGGGCCGUCUCUGUCUCUGUUGAAAGUUUUGAGCCCUAAUAUCCAUCCCAAAGCCGAGACUGUCUGGGCGAAGGAGAUCCCAGCCCUCCUCAGCUGCUUAGAAGAGUCUACGCCAGAAACACUAGACAAGAAGAAAUGGGAGGAGAGUCUGCUGAAGCUCCUAGCCGAGACCCUGAUGGCCAUAGCUGAAGACCGGUGGAGCUGCCAGAUGGCCGUCGAGGCCACACGUUACCUCUCAAACUAUAACCAGUCCCCGGAGGAGAAGAGUUUCCUGUACAAGUUUGUUGGAGUCACGCUGCAGCAGUGUUGCAACAAAGAGCUGGUCAAGAAGCAGCUGCAGGAGAUACUAUUCAAUGCACGACACAGCGACUCCACCGAGAGAGAGGGUGUCGCCGUGGGUAUCGGGCUGUGCGCCAGGAGUCACCUCGAAGCCACUCUCGCCAAACUGGACGACUUUGGGAAAUCUGAUGCCUUCAAGAAAGCCUCAGGAAUAUUUGGUCUGCUCAAAGACAAGAAUGACGUGGACAUAGAGAAGAUGAAGAGCACGCUGAUCCUUUGUUACGGCUAUGUGGCGCUGUACGCCCCCGAUGACCUGAUUCUCUCCCGGAUCGACUCUGACAUUCUCCGCAACAUCAGCAAGCACUUCAACACCAAGGUUCUGGGAAUUAAAAUAGAGACCAAGAUCGCAAAGCUUUCAUUUCAGUCUGGCACUUACAGUCUCCAAGUCAAGGACCUGACCAUGAAGCUGAGUCUGAUCCAGAGUGUGGGACUCAUAGCCAAGGCCAUCAGCAGCGUAGUACGCAGACAGGACUACAUGUUCGUCCGCAAACAGGAACUCAUGGGAGUCAUGGUGGAUUUCAUCAAGGCAGAACCACCGGAUGCCAUGCGUACUCCGGUUCGCCACCUUGUGAUGACCACAUGUGCCAACCUGAUUAACCUGGAGCCAGCACUGACCGAGAACGAGAACUUUGAGAUGCUGCAGACAUGUCUGAACAGUGUGUUUGGCCUGCCCAUGGUGGACAGUCCGGACAGGGACAGGGGGAAAGACGAUGAGGUGCUGGAGCCCAAACUUAGAGAGGAGUUAUACACAGACACCUUCAAUGCUCUUCAAGAACUGUUGAGGAAUAUCCUUACCAGAGACUUGACUCCCGAUGGCCUCCAGAGUGUUUUCAAGCACAUUGAGGCGUGGCUGAGUUCAAACCAGGACCAUGAGAGGGAGAGAGCGGUGAAAACCACAGCUCACAUCCUCGACUUCUACUUCAGCAACCUUAAGGUUAAGAACAUGGUGACCUUCCAUAACCUAGGGGCUCUUCUGGGUCGCCUGGCUCCACGAUGCACCGACCCAAACCCCCUGGUCCGCACGGCGGCCAUCGACUGCAUCUACAGGCUGCUCUACAUCCAGCUCCGUUACGAAGGAUUCUCUCUGGACCACAAAGAUGAGUCGGUGGAAAGCCUGAUCACUCUGAGGGAGAGGCUGAACAACCCCGAGCCCUCUGUCCUCUACAAGACGUGCUCCGAGCUCGCCAAGAUCAUCAGUAAACGCCUACCCCAGCAGCAGCUCAACACUCUCAUCUUCAUGUUGUUUGAGGGGCUUGUGGACCCCCAGUCUAACUGCUCCAGAGCAUCUAGUGUUGUACUGAACACCCUGCUGAAGAACAGAGGAGCAGGACUACAGGACCUGGUAUCAGAGAUGUUGGAGGUGCUACACAUCCGUCUUCAGAUGAUCAGUGAGGAGCAGGUGAAGGUGGCUGUAGCCCAGUCCAUCCUCAUCCUGGCUACGCAGCACCUCCAGACUGUCAUCAACACUCUCAUAUCCUACCCCCUGCCCUUUGACAAUUGGAGCUGUGAGAUGUGGAUUGCCCUGGGGGCCGACAGCAACCUGGCCUCGCAGAUCAUGGAGAUGCUGAUGGAGAAGCUCAACAUCAUGGUGCCGUACGUGGACAAGAAGGAGUCCAUGAUGAGGUCCGGCCUCAGCAAGGUGGCCACCAGCCACCCCCUGGCUAUGACGUGUGCCCUGAAGGAGAUGAUGCUGAACGGGCAGAGCCAGGACGCCGUGGUGUCUCUGUUCCCCCAGCUCUUCAGCUCGCUGCUGGUCCGUCUGGGCUCCAGUGUUGGGGUCUCCCUCCCGAAAGACAUCAACACCAACAGUAUCAGAUCAGACAGGAAGAACUCUCCCAAGAUGGCCGUCGGCUUUGACGUGUGCGGGGUAGCGGUAGAGGCCCUGCGGAUCCUCCUGGCUAGGGCCCAGCUGGACGAUGUAGUGAAUCGUCUGGACCAGGAGGGGGCCUGGGACAAGAUGAAGGACCCCCAACAGCACCCCACUGGGGUCACACUCCUCUCUCGCGCGAUGGCCAGGCAUGCAGGCCCCCGUCUCCCAGCCAUAGUGGAGUGUCUUUGUCCCUGUCUCAACAACAUCUAUGAGUGUCAAAGGGUCACCAUCACUGCUUUCUUCUCUGAGCUACUGAGCCACCACGUCGUGACGGAGCUGAUGAUGAUGGACGUGCUCAUGAACAACAUGAUGGAGCGCAUCUCUGACCCCUGCUGUACUGUCCGCAUGCUGGCCGUCAGGGGGCUGGGGAACAUCGCCGUUGGUUCGCCCGAGAAGGUGAAUAAGUAUGCCAAGGAGCUGCUGGCUGCUAUGAGCUCUGGGAUGGAAGAGAAGGAUGACCCUGGGAAGCACAUCACCCUGGAGGCCAUGUCAGGCCUGUCCAAGGUGCUGGUCUACCUGGAUAAGAAAAAUGUCCACCUUCUGGUUGUCUACAUUUUCAUGAAAAUCAAACCCUUCUUGGAGAGUGAGAAUGAUGAGAUCCGCUGUGCUUCAAUCAUGCUCCUGGGGAACCUGUCUAAGUUUGGUUCUGGAGAGCCUGUUUUCAAGGAUCAGAUCCAUAAUGUGCUUGUCAGCCUCCUGCUCCAUCUCAAUGACCCCAACCUGCAGGUGGUCAAGGCGUGUAAGUAUUCCAUGCGGGUGUGUGCUCCAGUGGUGGGCUCGGAGCUGAUCACCACCAUGUUCCAGAACCAUCUGCAUGAGGACAAGAGUCUGCACUAUGGGGAGUUCAUCAAUGACCUAACCAAAUACAUUAUUCAGGACUUCCCUGGUAUGCUGAACUUCUACCACAUAACCGUCCUCCAGUUUUUCAAAAGCAACUGGGCUGAAGUUCGGGCCGGUGCUGCUAUGUUCAUCGGUUUCCUUCUAGGUAACCUUUCUGAGGAGUUAUUUUCACACAUCAACAUGGGGAGUGUGACCAAAGGUCUGGUCAUGCUGCUCCAGGACCCAGACCCAGUGGUGAGAGUCAAAGCUGCAGAAGCAAUGGGCCAUUUCCAUUGAUCAUAUAUACAUACACAUACACACUGCCCGUCUGUCAUUGAUGGCUCCAUUCAUUAUUGUCAAAUGUAGCUGUUUUUGUUUGUUACAGCUUUUUUUUUUUUUUUUUUUAAAUAUGAUAUGGUACUUGACAUGUUGACAGUGGUACUUGAAUUAGUCCUUGAAACAAUGCAUUAGUGACCAAAGACUGUACCUUGAUGUAUAGAUAAAAUGCAUUGCAUUGUCCAUUCCCAGCAAUGUGUAACCGUAUUAAAAUAUAUAAACACGUUUUGAAAUUCUCUUAGAACGUGUGUAAGGAUUAAGUGUCUUAUAGUCCAAAACUUGAAGGCGGCGGCGGAGCAGUGUUUUUCAAUAUUCGCCACUGGCGUUCAUACUUCAAAUUCUCACCGCAGCUCAAGCUGUUAACACAUGCAGAUUAAUACCGGAGCUGAGUUGGUUGUGAAAUUGCGGGGAGGUGUGAGUUUGAGGUGUGCAUCCCUCGUGGAUGGCGCUUUCAGUUCUACAGGAGGGGCUCGAGAGACGGGGUUAGGGGUCGGAAUUCAGCCUUAGUCUUAUUCAGUCUGUGUGUGUCUACAGUCUCCACCAUGUAUUCACCCCAGUGGAACCUAAGAACAUAAGGGUCAGCAAUAAUCAGCCAUGUCUAAGGAGGCUGUCAUAAGGGCAGGCCAAAAACAUCCCCCGCAUAACUAGCCUCUCUUUGAGUAACUUCACAGGCUCCGUUUGUCAUGCUGGGGUCGUCUAGCAGCAGGGAAGCAGACUACUGUAGCUAGUUCUGGAAAAUGGAAAAUUGUUAUCUGGUUGGAACAGGAGUUUUCUCCUGACCAUGUGAGCAAAAUAAAUGAUGUAAAAACAGCCCAUGUUAUUAUAUAGGUAUGCUUUGAGGGCUCAAAGUUUCUUCUUGUCAGGUCACACGGUCAGGGAAAAUGCCUGAGCUGUGUUUGUCAGGGGCCACGCAACUGCAUAUGUAGCUAUAUGUCAAUAUGUCAAGAUAGUCCUUCACCGUGUCAGUCAAUUUUGUUCUGUUGGUGCCUAAUGAACACGACCCACUGUCUGUGUCAGUGUUUCUUCAUUUCCCUGGUUAGAACAUAUUCUCUUGCUCCUGUGGAGGCACCACACAGUGUGACAAAUAAUCACAACUGGGUUCAAAUACAAUCUGAAGUCUUACAAAAGCCUUUUUCCAUUUCUUUCCCUCCUUUUUGGUUGUUUGCUUUAACCUGCCUGGAGGACCAGUGGAAGCAGAGUUCGCAGUUUCAUUACUGCUAUUAAGGCAAAUCUAAGACCAGCUCAAUUACUUGAAAUUAUUCUAAAAAGUAUUGAACAAAUAUCUUUGAAUCAUAACCUAACCACAUCCGCAAUAACCUAACCUCAUUCCUCUUCAUCCUAACCUUGUCGACCCCUCAUUUUCCCCCUGAAAACAUAGAUGGAAUGUACCCAACUACUCCAGUCCUACUGUAGGUCCAGGUUCAACCUGAAAGUGGGUUGUAGUCACUGCAGCUUCCAAAGGCCGUGUUCUCUGAGGUCACCAAUCACAGACGAUUCUCCAAGUGUUGGCCGAGUCAGAACUUGUCUAUAAGAGCUGCAAUACACGUUACUUACUUUUGCAGUGAAUCCAAAGCCCAACUGUCAUUUUUCUGACAUUUUAUUUUUCCCCGUUUUGCUCCAUCUGGUUGUAUAAUGAUGUUGAACAAGUUAGGAGGAGGUCUUAAGAUGAAAUUCUGCAAAUUUUUGCUGUUAGUUGAAUGUUGCGGUUGCACUAGUGAAUGAGUUCAUGGUCCGUUGCCAUGGGCAGUAAAUCACACAUUCAAAUGUUUUAGUUGUUUCUAAAGUGGUCGUCAGUGGUAACGUAUAGGCACUGUAUGCGUUUAGAAAGGUUUCCUUAAGUUCCUUUAGAGGUUCUUAAAAAUGGAAUCGUAUGUGAAACUCUAAAAGGUCUUCAAGAAUCCUUUGUAAAGGUUACUCAAGGAGCUUUUAGAAUAUCCUUCUUGAAUAUAAAUUCUAACUGUUCAUAAUGGAAACAUUAAAAAAAAAAUUACUUAUAGUUUCAGUUUGAAGAAUCCCUGAAGGAUCUGCCGGGAACCUUUUCUUUUUUGACAGUGGUAGAUAAGUUAGGAGCCUGUAUGUUUAUCAAUGUCUGUCAAGGAUAAAUUUAAUCGGUAAAAAUCCUCUUGAAAAAGCACUGUUUAUGUUUGUACACUGCCCAUUUAAAAUGGGAACAGGCCUAUGACGCAAUGAUGAUGGCAAUCACAUUUUAUUUUGGAAAUAUUAAUGAACAUAAUAAUUAUAAUGGUAAUAAAGUGUUGAUUCUUGGAAGCAAAA